Cicer arietinum (chickpea) is the source of this 1311-nucleotide messenger RNA. Its product is annotated as syntaxin-related protein KNOLLE. Lineage: Eukaryota; Viridiplantae; Streptophyta; Magnoliopsida; Fabales; Fabaceae. Gene Ontology annotation, biological process: vesicle fusion; exocytosis; intracellular protein transport. The record is from RefSeq and is a predicted model, not a curated record. Gene Ontology annotation, cellular component: endomembrane system; plasma membrane; SNARE complex. Gene Ontology annotation, molecular function: SNAP receptor activity; SNARE binding.
CUCAUAAAAAACCUUCACUUCCUUUCAAUUUUCAAAUCUCAUUCAAUUCACUCUCUAGAUUCUUCUCAAUUUUCCUUUCUCAAUCUGUGUUUCUUUCUCUUCACAUUCCUUUUUCACAUCUCACAGAAUCAAAAAGGGGAAUCCCUCUAUACCCAAUUGAUAAAAAAUGAAUGAUCUAAUGACAAAAUCAUUCACCAGCUACGUAGAUCUAAAAAAAGCAGCUAUGAAAGAUGAAGUUGAUUUAGAAGCUGGUAUUCCAAAAGAAGGUGUUAAUGUUGAAUUAACAUCUUCAAUAACCCAUUUGGAAACCGAUAUGAAUUUGUUCUUAGAAGAGGCAGAGAAAGUAAGAACAGAAAUGGGUCAAAUUCGCGAUAUCCUAACAAAGCUUGAACAAUCAAAUGAAGAGAGCAAGUCACUUCACAAAACGGAAGCUUUGAAAUCAUUGAGGGAAAGAAUUAACACUGAUAUUGUAACUGUUUUGAAGAAAGCAAGGUGUAUGAGGACUCAAUUGGAAGAAAUGGAUCGUGCUAAUGAUGCUAAUAGAAGACUCUCUGGACUUAAAGAUGGUACACCAGCAAUUUAUAGAACUAGAAUUGCUGUUACUAAUGGGUUGCGUAAGAAGCUCAAGGAGAUUAUGAUGGAGUUUCAGGGACUGAGACAGAGAAUGAUGAGUGAAUACAAAGAGACAGUAGGGAGAAGGUAUUAUACAGUGACAGGUGAACAUCCAGAUGAAGAAGUAAUUGAGAAGAUAAUAUCAAAUGGAGAUGAUGAAGGGUUUUUAGGAAAGGCAAUACAAGAACAUGGAAGAGGGAAAGUACUAGAAACUGUGGUGGAGAUACAAGACAGACAUGAUACAGCAAAAGAGAUUGAGAAGAGUUUGUUGGAACUCCAUCAAGUGUUUUUGGAUAUGGCUGUUAUGGUUGAAGCACAAGGUGAGAAAAUGGAUGAUAUUGAACAUCAUGUUCUUCAUGCUUCUCAUUAUGUUAAAGAUGGGACUAAGAAUCUUCAUAGUGCUAAACAAUAUCAGAGAAGUGGAAGAAAAUGGAUGUGCAUUGGGAUUAUACUUUUGCUUAUUCUUAUUCUCAUCAUUGUUAUUCCCAUUGCCACCAGUUUCAGCACUUCUUAAACAAUAUCAUGUUCUUUCUAGUUUUCGCAUCUUUGUUGAGUUGUGUACACGACUUAUCGUCGUUUGAAUUGCCUUAUGUUUUCAUAUAUUUCUUCAUAAGUUUUUUGAUGAUGCAAUUCAUCUUGUGAUCAUGUAAGCUAUUUACCAAUUAGAAAUAUAAUUGUUCUAUAUCUUGGUCUUAAUUA